GGAAGAAAGCAAAAUGGAGGUAGUAAAAACAGUUGCUUCUUUCACUCAUAUUCAUGUCGCCCUCAAAAUCCCAUUUUCACCCAAAAUAGCUUCAAAAACAAAAAAAAAAAAAACGCCUGCGCCCCCCCCGCCUAUUCAGUUAAAAAUUUUCGAAAAAAAUUCAACUUGUAUAUGGCGCCAUAUGUGUUCCCAUAAUAAACCCCUUAAUUCCCUUCAAUCUCCAAGCAAUUUCCUCUUUCCUCCUUUCUCUGGUUGUUCUUGUAACUGAUAGAGGAAUCAAUGGGGGAUUCAGAAAAUUGCGGUAGAGUUACACGUUUAGCAAAGAAAAGGGCAGCAGAGGCCAUGGCUGAACAACAAGAAAGGCCCAAAAAGAGGGUUGUUUUGGGCGAGAUUCAGAAUUUUGCGAAUGUGGGGGAAGUUCAGAAACCGAAAGGGAAGAAGCAAUUGAAGAGGAAGGUGAAAGGGGAUGUGACUAGUAAAUCUGAUGGGAAGAAGGAAUUGAAUGUCGAUGACCCGCAGAUGUGUAGCGCUUAUGUUUCUGAUAUAUAUGAUUACCUUCGUAAAAUGGAGAUUGAGGAUAAGAGGAGACCUUUACCGGAUUACUUAGAAACAGUUCAGAAGGAUGUGAGUGCAACUAUGAGAGGGAUAUUGGUUGAUUGGCUGGUGGAAGUUGCAGAGGAAUACAAGCUACUUUCAGAUACCUUGUAUCUUACUGUUGCGUACCUUGACAGAUUCUUGUCGAUGAAUGUCAUCAGCAGGCAAAAACUUCAGCUUUUAGGUGUUUCCUCGAUGCUCAUUGCUGCUAAGUAUGAGGAGAUUAGUCCACCACAUGUUGAAGAUUUUUGUUACAUUACGGACAAUACAUACACUAAGGAAGAGGUGGUGAAGAUGGAAGCUGAUGUGCUAAAAUCACUCAAAUUUGAGAUGGGUAAUCCCACGGUGAAAACAUUUCUCAGGAGAUUUACCGGGGUUGCUCAAGAAGAUUAUAAGAGCCCCAAUUUGCAGUUGGAGUUUUUGGGCUAUUACCUAUUGGAGUUGAGCAUAUUGGAUUAUUGCUGUGUGAAAUUCUUACCUUCUUUGGUGGCUGCUAGUGUUGUAUUCCUUUCAAGGUUUACACUACAACCAAAUGCACAUCCUUGGAGUGCGGCUCUUCAACAAUACUCGGGAUAUAAAGCAGCGGAUUUGAAGGAAUGUGUUCUUAUCUUACAUGAUUUGCAAUUAAGUAGAAGAGGAGGUUCUUUAAUGGCUGUGAGGGACAAAUAUAAGCAGCAUAAGUUCAAGUGCGUAUCAACAUUGACCGCUCCUGUGGAAAUACCAGCUUCAUUCUUUGAAGAUACAAGACAAUCAUAAAUUAGGCUUCUGCUUGGACAUAUAGAUUAGAAUGCAUGGACUGUGUUCUUGGUUUCGCUUAAACUGGAUGGCUGGUUAACGGUGCUUGAAGGAUGCUGAGGACAUUAGUAUGAUUGUUCAUUUUAAGUAGAUUUUGCAGUCCUAGAAUGAAUCUGGUGCAAGAAUUUGCUAACUGAUAGUAAGAUAAAGUUGGACAGAUAUUUGUAGCUCGGUCAGAAAUUCAUAGAUAUUUGGAUUAGAGCCAUUGAAUGGAUAGUGAUGUUAUUGGUUACAAUUGGGAUGAUGUUUGAUGGUAUUCAAAUUUCUCAUGUAAAAAGCCUUGGUAGCUUCAGAACUAAAGAAUAUAUUGUUGAA
Capsicum annuum is the source of this 1704-nucleotide messenger RNA. RefSeq names its product putative cyclin-A3-1. Gene Ontology annotation, biological process: regulation of cyclin-dependent protein serine/threonine kinase activity; mitotic cell cycle phase transition. Bases 280 to 1350 code for a protein of 356 amino acids. Lineage: Eukaryota; Viridiplantae; Streptophyta; Magnoliopsida; Solanales; Solanaceae. Gene Ontology annotation, cellular component: cyclin-dependent protein kinase holoenzyme complex; cytoplasm; nucleus. The transcript is spliced from 4 exons. The record is from RefSeq and is a predicted model, not a curated record. Gene Ontology annotation, molecular function: cyclin-dependent protein serine/threonine kinase regulator activity.